AUGAGCUCGCUCAACAACAGUCGAGCGCAGUUCAGCAACAGCAGUCGGCAGCUGAACCCUCCUCAUCCGACACUCACGCCAAAUGUCAGGGCAUCGAUGGCUCGCCGUGCCGACCCACAUGACGAAAGUGCGAUGCCGCUGAAUGGCACCAUGCAGGGCUCCUACCCACGACAAACACUGCCGCCGCCCCUACCCCCGGUGCACCGCGGCUCGGCAGCCGCCACCGCAGCCGAGGACCCGGCCGCAUUUUCUCCCCCGAGCGCCAUGGCCCUCAGUGGCAGCACCCCCGCUCUACCGUCUCCAGCUCAAGCAAGUCGUAUUUCGUCGGCGAAAGGCGGCCGGCAGCAGCAACCGGAGCUGCAGCCGGCGACGCCGAUAGUGUCUGCUCGUAGCGCUACACCAGAACCACAGAACACGACCACAAACGCCGCUUCCAGACCACUGCGUCCUCCAACAAUCCCUCAGAGCCGCAGCAGUGCCAGCACACCAGCACCACCCCAAUCUCCGUCCCUCCCGUUGAGGGGCGUGGCAGCGGCAGCAUCUCUGUCGCGAGGGGGGCCUGGCACCGUGCAAUCCCGCAAGACCUCCUCUGCCGCGCGCAGCAGCAGCAGCCUCGGCGCCUCCACUCGCGCGAGCGAGCGGAGCGACAGGGUGGAGGAGCUGAUGGAAAUCCCCCUGGCUGGCACGCAGCCCAUCGAAAAAUUUUUCAUAGAGUACAAUAGCGCCGCGGCAGCGCACGACGACGAUGGCCAGCCACGGAAUGAUAAUGAAGUGCUGCUGGAGCAGUUUGCCGAAUACACCAACGACGAUUCCUUUUUUUCGUCGAGCGACACGGUCAUCGAGUGCGACCCGCAGCGCUUGUGCAAGGACCCACUUCGUCACCGUGCAAUCGUGUCGGUGCACAGCACGCUGCAGUUGCGUGCGCUCACCAACGGUCGGGUGCCGGAAGACACCGUGUGGAACAACGUCACCCGCACCUCGUGGCUGUAUCAGAUCCACAACCGUGCUAUUGCGCUGCAGUACAGCUCUUUCUUUAUCUUUCCUGCUCGCUGGACCCCGCGGGUGAUGGUGUACAAUGUCAUGCAUCACUGGCUGAUGGAGGUAUUCAUCUUCCUCAUGAUCCUCGGCUACGCCAUCUUCCAGGCGACGUGGGCCCGUUACCCCGUCCCACAUGGAGGCAUUCACAAGCCAGACUACAUUCUCUGGGCUGACGUGUUUUACACAUGCCUACUGGGCUUCGAGAUCCUCGCGCGCCUUUUCGCAAGCGGCUGCGUUCUGCAUAAGCGCGCUUUCUUCCGCUCCCCGUGGCGCUGGCUCGACAUGGCUGUGCUCGUGCUGAGCAUAAUGGAGUGCACAUGGUGGCAGGACCUUUGGAACUUCACGGCGUGGCGACUAAUCCGCGCCAUCAAGUGCCUCACAUAUGUGCCCGCCCCAGUGCGCAUGAAGCUGCUCGCCAAGUCGCUCCUGCGCUCCACGAACCGGCUUAUCUACGUGACCAUUUUGCUCACGUACUUCAUUUUCUUCUUUGGAUUGCUGGGGCUGCAGCUGUUUGGUGGCACGCUGCACAGUCGCUGCGUGAACACGCUCACCGGCUCCGUGACGUCGCAGGUGUGCCGGACCGUGGCGACCGGGCGGUACUCGUUCUACUGGGGCCACCAUUGUGGUGCGUUCUCUAUCUGCCUUGCAGACGCCUUCCCAAAUCCGCACUACAACUUCCGCAGCUUCGACGAUAUAGGGCACGCGAUGCUGUCGGUGUUUCAGAUCAUGACGUUCCAGGGCUGGAGCAGGCUGCUGCAGGAGACGAACGACGCGGUGGCGGUGAUGGCGUUUCUGUACUACUACUUCACCAUUCUUAUCUGCACGUGGAUCGUGCCGUCCCUCUACGCCGGUGUCUUCCUCGAGAAGAUCGAAAAGACCAGCCGACUGUUUGCCCUAAAGCAGCUGGACUUCUUCGAUCGUAUGUUGACAGAGCAGCGCCAACGCAUGUCGACCAUGGUGCGCCUGGGCGACUACGUCCAGCGCGACGAGAACGGCCUCGUGUCCUGCUACCCAGCCUACACGGCGCAGGAGAAGGACCGCAAACACCUGACCAACGACGACGACACGGCCAGAGGCAGCACAGGUGACCACCACAAAUACGCGCACAGGAGAAAGAGCCACCGCCGUGCGAUUCAGGCGAUGAAGUGGACGGACGAGCAGCGCAUUCAGCUGCAGCUGGCCCUCACACGUCAGCGCGACGUCGCCGAGGAGGCCGAACGCAAGCGCGGGCUACAGCAGGCUUCCCUCGGUGACCCUAUUGUUGAAGAUGAUGGAGCCAGAAUACAGCAAGGUGCGGGGAAGCAAGGCGCCUCUCUGGCCAGGGCAGCGCAGAGCGAGAUAUCCCCGCAGUCCUCCAAGGGCUGCAAUGACUUUGCGCUCGGCGGUCGUGUUGGUGCCGUGCAGCAUCACCCCGCUGUCUACGCCAUUGGCAACUCCCACCAGUCUGACCUUCCCUUCGCGGUUCGGCAAGAGGUGCAAGCGGAGCAGCUGCGCUUUCUGGACCCGUACACCAACGGAGCGAGUACCGCGAAGAACGACAUGUACAACUCCGCCACCGCUUUGCACACCCCCAUGGAGAAGUCGCGCACCAGCAUGCCCAGUGGUGGCGCGGAGAGAGCUGUCGUCUCGCACAGUCACUCCGCGAGCAAUGCGCGGCCCUUACCCAGGGCACCAUCGACGCAGUCGAUGAGUGUCGUGGUGGCCCGCGAGACCGCCGGCGUGGUGCCGAACCGACGCGCGAUGCCGGUGCAUGGCUCGCUGUCACGUGCGUCCAGCAUGCACAGUCGAAGCUCUCUAAGCCGCCUGCACGCCUCGAUGACGCAGGUACCGGAGAAGGAACAGGUGGAGUACGUCAUCAACGACCCCGAAGGCGGCGAUUUUCACUACGCCAAGACGCUUGCGCAGAAGGUCAGCAUCAUUCGCAACAUCGCCCACAUGUUCACGGAAGGCUAUCCUCGCAUCAUCUCGCAGUACCUCUGGGAGCACCGCAUGAUGCAGCACCGCUACGGGCUCGUGCCGCUGUCCUACACGAAUAAGUACGAGGAAGAGGCUCUGCAUCGGCUACGUCAACGGCGCGCACGGGAGCGCGCCGAGGAGCGGGAGGAGCUGCGCCGCAACGGCAUGGGACACCUGAUCGAUGACGACGACGAUGACGAUGCACAGGUGGAAAAGCCGUGGAUGCGCAAGGAGGGGCUGGUGGCGGGGAGCAUGUCACUCAUCCGCAUGGCGCGCAACAUCCGAGAGAACGCGCCGAUCACCGUCUUCAACUACCUCAUGUACUUUUUCAUCAUUGCCAACGCCGUCUUCAACGCGACGCGCUUCGACACGAUGCCAGACUACUGGGAGACAGGCUUAUUCGUUGCGGGCGUCUGUUUCUCGGUGCUGUUCAUGCUGGAGCUGCUCAUUCGCCUACUUGCCCUUGGCCCCGGUCCCUUCUUCACGGACGUGCUGAUCCUGAUCGAAACUACUUUUAUGAUCAUCUCACUUUUUCAGCUUGGCUUCAGCAGGGCAAACACCGCGUCGCUGUUCAACUGGGUGCGUUUCCUGCGCCUUUUCCGCGUUAUACCGUGCCGCCCGCUGCGCCGCGUCACGCGGGUGCUCAUCCACGGCUUUCCCGACAUGGUGUAUGCCCUUCUCUUCUUCACGCUUUACAUGCUAAUGUGGCUGCUUCUGGGCAUGAGCCUCUUCGGCAGUCGUCUAGGGCGGAUCGACUACAACACGAGCGACUACACCACCCGCGCGACGUUUUUGACCUUCUCGCACGCCGCAUACGCCGUGGCGCAGGCCUUCUCGGUGAACAGGGAUGAGUGGCUCUUUCUCUCGUGGUCCGGUGCGCGGGUGCGUGGGGGCUACACAGUCCUCUACUUCAUCGCUACCGUCGUCGUCGCCUUCAUCUUCCGCUUUUUCUUUAUUGCGGUCAUGACGUACGCAUGGCAGGCGCAGCAGGAGCAGGAGGACUACUGCUUCAUGUCGGGCAGCAGUCACGGCCGUCGAGGAUUCCGCAGUCGCUUCGCGCGGCUGCCCUUCUUCGACUUCACCGUAUGGCGCUCCUUCAAGCACAUUCACGGCGGAUUUGACCGGCGUGACGUGGCGCCAGACGAGAUCUACUUCGUGAAUGAAGACAUGGCACGCCAGCUGCGCCUUGUGGAAGCUAAGGACCGAUACUACCGCGAGAACUAUCGUCAGGAGAAAGGCGAGUGGGGCGACAUGGACAAAGACAGCCACAUGGAUGGCUCGGACGUGUACGGUUCAGACGGUGCACUCGUCAACGGCCCGCGGUACGUCAACAUUGGCGGUCGUCUGUACCGCCAGCCGAGCCUGCCAGCGACGGAGAUGGGCUUCUCGGAGAAGGCAACACCGUCGGAUCGUGGUCAACUUCGCUUUGCACGACGCUACCACGCCGUACCAGUAACCACUUAUGCCUCCGCGCAGCAGUCGCAGCAGCCGGCGAGUGCGCACGACGCGUUGCCGGAGGGGGUGGAGGGAAGUCUACCCCCGUCGCGGCACAGCCGACGGAGCAUGGUCAAUCCGCUCUUGACCUUUCGCCACAGCCUCUCCCCAGCGUACCAAUGCACGAGCAUGAGCGCCCCCAGCGUGACUCGUGUGGCGGACUCCCUCGCAGAGGAGCGGACAAACAAUGCGAACAUUAGUCUGGUACCGCGGCUGACCAAGCUGGGCAAUGCCCGCGCCAUCGUUGCCGAAGCAGACGGGGAGACAACCGCCGGCUACAGCACCCCUGAAGACGUCAUAUCAGAGAGCGACUUCGAGCACCUACUCCUGCCCGGCCCCCGCCUACGCUACCAGAGCACCGUGGAUGACGGACGUCGUGUAUUCGAAACUUGUCUGGACUGCAACACGCACAUGCAGAUGCCGCUGCGUGCGCCGCCAGGUGUGGCGCAGCGCACGGCUGCGCAACUGCACGCUGAGCACUGCCACAUGGCGGCAGUGCGUAGCUCGCAGCAGCUGGUGCUAAACGCCCUGAUGGGGUACGCCAGGAUGCAGGCCGAGCACGAGGUGACACCCACCAAGCAGAUGGUGGAGGUGGUCCUGGGGCAGGCCUGGAGCUGCGGCAUGCUGCUCUUCGACACGAUUGAGAACCUGUCUUGCAUGGACCUGCCAGAGAAGGAGCGAAUGUGGGACCGCAUGUUGGAGGCGCUCGAACUGCAACAGUGGCUGCUGGGACUGCACGUCGGUGAGGAGCAGGUCGGCCGCGCCACGCUGGCCUACAUCCUGGCGCACCAGCAGCGACAGGAAGUGCAGGUGCAGGAGAAGAGCUAUAAGAAUAACUGGGCGGACCGCGCCUUCUUCCUGCUCUCGCCGUCGAACCCGGUGCGGCGGGCGGUGUCGGCUGUGGUUUGUUCGAUUUGGUUUGAGAUUGCCGUCCUGUGUGUCAUCUAUGCCGCCUCCGUCUGUUUGGCUUUCUAUACGCCGAGCGAUGGCAAUCGCGACUUUGGCGGCAGCUACAACAGCGCCAAGUACAAGGCGCUGCACGUCCUCGACAACAUCUUCUCUAUCCUCUUCGUAGUGGAGAUGGUGCUGAGGUGGAUCAGCAUGGGAGUCGUGCUGCCGGUCGGCCGCGCGUACUUCUGGCACCUGUGGAACAUCUUCGACUUCUUCAUUGUGAUCAUCUCUCUGGUGUCAUGGGGCAGGUCGGACAUCUUCUUACGGUACCUAAAGGUGAUGCGGUGCUUCCGCAUUUUGGGCCCGCUGCGGUACUGGAAGUGGGGCAGCAACAGCAUGUCGUACGUGGCACGAACCAUCUGGGACAGCAUUCCAACCCUGGCGAAUGUGUGCCUCUUGAUGCUGAUGAACUACAUUGUGUGGGCCAUCCUCUUUGUCUCCAUCUUCAUGAACAAGUUGAACUACUGCAGUAAUACCACCAUCGUGAGCGCCACACAGUGCGUCGAGGCGGGGUACACGUGGGCACCAACUCAGCGGAACUUCCGCAACUUCUACGAGAGCCUGCUAACCACCUUCGAAAUCAGCACUGGAGCGGAGUGGCUAGAUGUCAUCUACAGCGCCGUCGACUCCCACUCCACGGUGCUGUCACCGGUGAUGAACCGACACCAGUAUCUUGGCCUGAUCUUUAUCGCCUACUACUAUGUGUCGCACUUCAUCUUGUUCACGCUGUUCAUCUCGGCAGUGAUGUACUGCUACAUGCUUGCCAAGAGCGCCACGGUGGAUGCGACAGGAACGACGAUUGAACACCAGGUCUGGCUGCGCGUUCAGGGUAUGAUCUUGCGGCUGAAACCAAAGCCGCGGCUUCUGCCCUUGAGCAACCGAGUAUCCCGCCUGGUGCAUGCCUUGAUUUUGAAUCGCUGCUUCGAGGCGUUCAUGGGGCUCAUUCUUGUCUUCAACAUGGUGACGAUGUCGCUCGAGUGGUACCACAUGAGCAACACGCAGAGAAUCGCGCUCGACGUGUUUCAGUAUAUCUGGGUUGGCAUCUUCACUGUUGAGGUCAUUCUGCGUUUCACCGCGCACGGGCUGCGCCUCUUCACGCGCUGGGCCUACUGCUGGGAUCUUCUGAUCGUGAUCCUCUCCUACAUUCAAAUCGGCCUCAAUACCACGGUUACCAACCAGGUGCCGUUCAACGUGAAUGUGCUGCGCCUGCUGCGAGUGGGACGUGUGCUGCACCUGAUUCACCUCGUGCUGCCCUUUUCAACCCAUCUCACUCUCUUCUACGAGGUGCUGAAGGCGUCGGUACCGGGGCUCAUCAGCGUCACGUUCGUGUACAUCAUCGCCGUAUACGUCUUUGCGAUAUUAGGCUUGCACUUCUUGGGCUACGUCGUACCCUUUGGCGGCUUUAUCGAUGAUAAGUAUAACAACUUUGCCAACUUUGCGAACGCGAUCAUCAUGGUGUUCCGGCUAUCCACCUUGCAAGACUGGGCAACGAUGCUGCGAGGCAGCUUGGACCGCGGCCACUACUGCACCCGCCCCAGCAAGCGAUGCGGACCAACGAACUGGGCACCGGUGUACUACAUCCCCAUCGUCAUCUGCUUCUUCCUCCUCCUCAGCACCCUGUACAUAGCAGUCGUGCUGGACAAGUACAUCGCAGCAGUGCGCAUGCUCUCUGCCGUCACUCGUCUCGACGACCUCCGCCGCUUUUGCCGCCUAUGGUCGAAGAGAGAUCCGAACGGCACCAUGUGGCUGCCAAGCGCGCUGCUGCCGGAGCUAUUGGAGGAGCUACGUCUGCCGCUGGGUGUCAGUGACCGCCGCAACCGCAUCGAGGUACUGAGGCUGCUGCGGGAGUACAACAUCCCCAGCCACAACGGCCGCGUUUACUACUACGAAGUACUGAUGCCGCUGGCACGGCGCGUGAUGGCCAUCGCAUUCCUGGAUGCGGGUGACGCGCACACGGCCGGGAGCGAGGGUCCGAGAGGCAUUGCCUGGCACCUGUGGGAGCGUUCGCUCGAAGCGCUGCCGGCCUCCUACAACAAGGUGCAGCCAAGCAGCGUUACCGUAGCUGAACAGUACGCAGUCACCCUCCUGCAGGCUGCUUUUCGCCGGGACCGCGCGAUGCGCAACUACUUCAUUGCAAAGUCCGAGCUGUGGCGCCGAGGCAGGGCGCUCUGCGUCGAACGGGGGCUGUCGUAUGACAACUUCGGAUUUGGGAAGACAGCGCUAGCCGGUCCAGACCCGCGCGAGGAGGGCAUCCACCGCGGCUUCAACAUUCCAAAGGAUGCCACUCUCGCUAACUCAUCCGGUGGCCGCGUGUACGCAGACCCCGUGGCGGCCCGCAUCUCCGCGAUGCGCGAGGCCAUAGGCUCCCAGAAGCGCGCCACGGAUGAGGAGCCUCCAACGUUGCUACCGGCGGUCUACCGUUCUGCAAUUUACCCCGAAGAGCGGCGCUUUGGCCCUAACGCCCCUGGCGCUAUCCGCCGCCAUGAGCGCCGCGACGAGAAGCUGGGACGGAAGAGGGCGCAGGAGGCAUACGAGAGACAGCUGUGCGAGCGCAGCAUGGGGGGUAGUCCCGGACGCACGCUUGCCGAGUACAACGAGGAUGACACCUUCACUGCAGACGACGUGGACGUGGGCGUCACGCUAUCCAAGGGCACUAUGGAGUCGCAUCCCGCGCCCCGUGGAAGUCAAUACAAUCUAAAUUCAAAGGACGUAAACUAUCAGCCUCCUCUCGGCACAAGUCCGGAGGAGCUGCGGCAGGAAGAGGUGGUCCGUCGCCUCAACGCAGCCGCCACUGCCGCAACGGCUUCGGAGCGGCUCGGUGGCAUCUCAUCCCCCACCAAUUCCACGCAGCAGUAA
Leishmania braziliensis MHOM/BR/75/M2904 is the source of this 8295-nucleotide messenger RNA. Its product is annotated as putative calcium channel protein. Gene Ontology annotation, cellular component: plasma membrane; voltage-gated sodium channel complex. Gene Ontology annotation, biological process: transmembrane transport; monoatomic ion transport. Lineage: Eukaryota; Euglenozoa; Kinetoplastea; Trypanosomatida; Trypanosomatidae. The record is from RefSeq and is a predicted model, not a curated record. Gene Ontology annotation, molecular function: voltage-gated sodium channel activity. The transcript has a single exon. Bases 1 to 8295 code for a protein of 2764 amino acids.